AUGGCCGACAAAGAUGCUAAGCAGCCGUCGACAGCCUCCAGCGCCCAACCUGUAGAUGAACCUCGCCGCUUCUUCCGCUGGCACGAGCCUGGCACCAGCAAAGCAGACAAGUGGCUGAUCUUCAAGCUGGACUGGUUCCUGCUUAGCUACAGCUGCCUCACGUUCUUCAUCAAACAGCUCGACGGGAACAACGUCACAAAUGCAUACUCGUCGGGCAUGUCGGAGGACCUCAACUUCGGGCCUGGCAACGAACUCAGCUGGAUGAACACGUACUUCAACGCCGGCGUCAUCAUCGGCGGGCCCUUUUCCAAUCUCAUUCUCACCGUCGUCAGACCCCGUAUCUGGCUGACCUUCUGCCUCUUCACCUGGUCCUUCUUCGUGCUCUUCCUCUUCAAAUGCAACCACGCCUCCGAGUUCUACGCCCUCCGCUUCUGCAUCGGACUCUUCGAAUCAGCCGCCUGGCCUGGAAUCCAGUACGUGCUCGGCUGCUGGUACACCAAAUCCGAGAUCGCGCGCCGCAGCGGCCUCUUCGUCAUGUCCGGCGUGCUCGGCCAGAUGUUCUCCGGCUACCUGCAAGCAGGCCUAUACAAAGGCAUGGACGGGCGCGGCGGCAUGCCCGCGUGGCGCUGGCUGUUCAUCUUCGACUUCAUCCUCGCCGUGCCCGUCGCCAUCUACGGCAUAAUCUUCUACCCAGACACCCCCGAAACAACCACAGCAUUCUACCUAAACGACUGGGAACGCAAACGCGCCCUCGAGCGCAUGCAGCUCGACGGGCGCGCCUCCAACCCUUCCCUCAAAUUCGACUGGGGCUUCCUCCGCCGCGUUCUGGCGUCGUGGCAGCUCUACGUCUUCUCAAUCGCUUAUAGUCUGUGGACGCUCACCUGCGGGUCCUACGUCAUGCAGUACUUCACGCUGUGGCUGAAGUCGACAGGGAAAUACUCCAUCCCGCAGAUAAACAACAUCCCGACGUCUCUCGGCGCUGUCAAUUUCGUCUUCAUGCUAGGGACUGGGUACGUCGUUGACAUUGUUGGCCCGCGGCGCCGCGGCGCCGUCUGUUUCGCCGUCGGCUGUCUGUGGACAUUCUGCUUCGCAAUCCUCACGCACUGGGACGUGCCCGAGAAACUGAAGAUGACUGCGUUUAUUAUAACGGGCUGUUAUGGGUGCUUUACGCCGCUGCUAGCCGGGUGGGUGAAUUCAGUCUGUGGAGGCGACCAGCAGCUGCGCGCGUUUGUGCUGGGGUUUAUGGUUUCGCUGGGCCAGGCGGUUGUGAUCCCGUUUCAGCAGCUGCAGUUUCCGAGUAGUCAGGCGCCGGAGUUUAGGGAGACGCAUGGAUGGCCGAGUGGGUUGGCGUUUGUGGUUGCGUUGACGCUGUUUACGGGUGUUGGGAUUGAUGGCGUGAGAUGGGUGGUUGAGGGGAGAAAGAGGUAG
Molecule: messenger RNA, 1428 nt
Organism: Aspergillus puulaauensis
Lineage: Eukaryota; Fungi; Ascomycota; Eurotiomycetes; Eurotiales; Aspergillaceae
Exons: 1
Coding region: 1-1428 (475 amino acids)
Biological process (GO): transmembrane transport
Cellular component (GO): membrane
Molecular function (GO): transmembrane transporter activity
Source: RefSeq, a predicted model, not a curated record